Oenanthe melanoleuca is the source of this 1616-nucleotide messenger RNA. RefSeq names its product SH3 domain containing GRB2 like, endophilin B1 (gene SH3GLB1). Gene Ontology annotation, cellular component: cytoplasm; membrane. The record is from RefSeq and is a predicted model, not a curated record. Lineage: Eukaryota; Metazoa; Chordata; Aves; Passeriformes; Muscicapidae. The coding region runs from base 333 to 1256 and encodes 307 amino acids. Gene Ontology annotation, biological process: membrane organization. Gene Ontology annotation, molecular function: protein binding. The transcript has 9 exons.
GGGCUGCAGCGGCAGGUCUCCUCCGGCCGGCCCCUCGGCCGCGGGCUGGGCAGGGCAGGCCCGGCGGCUCGCCAGGCAGGCUGCACAGCAGGCGCGGGGGGCUGGCGGGGCUGAGACAGCCCAAGGUCGGACGGACGGUGAGGGGAGAAGGCGCCGGCACUGGGGACACGAGGUGCGCAGGCAUCAGCUGCCGGGAGACACGGACUUUGUGCGUGCAGGGGACAAAGUUCACAGAAGAAAAGCUUGGUCAGGCAGAGAAGACUGAACUGGAUGCUCAUCUGGAGAACCUUCUCAGCAAAGCAGAAUGCACUAAAUUGUGGACAGAAAAAAUAAUGAAGCAAACAGAAGUAUUAUUGCAGCCAAAUCCAAAUGCCAGAAUAGAAGAAUUUGUCUAUGAGAAGCUGGACCGCAAAGCACCAAGUCGCAUGAAUAAUCCAGAGUUACUAGGCCAGUACAUGAUUGAUGCUGGGAAUGAGUUUGGCCCAGGAACAGCCUAUGGAAAUGCACUCAUUAAAUGUGGAGAAACACAAAAGCGAAUUGGGGCAGCAGACAGAGAACUAAUUCAAACUUCUGCUAUAAACUUUCUCACUCCCCUAAGAAACUUUAUUGAAGGAGACUACAAAACGAUUACUAAAGAACGUAAACUGUUACAAAAUAAAAGACUGGAUUUGGAUGCUGCAAAAACUAGACUGAAGAAGGCAAAAGUUGCAGAAGCUCGAGCUGCAUCUGAGCAGGAGGUGCGAAUCACUCAGAGUGAAUUUGACCGUCAAGCAGAGAUUACCAGGCUGCUCCUGGAAGGAAUCAGCAGCACACAUGCACAUCAUCUCCGCUGUCUGAAUGACUUUGUUGAAGCUCAGAUGACCUAUUAUGCACAGUGUUACCAAUACAUGUUGGAUCUCCAGAAACAACUUGGAAGCUUUCCAUCUACUUUCCUCUCUAACAACAAUCAGUCUUCCACAAUUCCUGUGCAGAGUGUUUCUUCUCCCUCAGUCUUGGCCUCAGCCUCUGCUUCAUUGCCUUCAGUAAGCAAUUCAAUGGUUACUUCAGGCCUCAGUGAACUGAAGUCAUCAAGUGGCAGCAGAAAAGCAAGAGUUCUCUAUGAUUAUGAUGCUGCAAACAGCAGUGAAUUAUCUCUACUUGCAGAUGAGGUGAUAACAGUGUACAGUAUCCCUGGCAUGGAUUCAGACUGGCUGAUGGGUGAAAGGGGAAAUCAGAAAGGCAAAGUGCCUAUUACUUAUUUAGAACUGCUGAACUAAAAGGUUGGCCUGAAUAGAGACUGUCAAUUAUGGCAACAACAUAUUUAUAUACAAUUAACGUUAUGUAAGCAGGUUUAUGUGUCUUCCAUGUUAUUGUCUUGAGGGACAAAUACCAGCCAUUAAAAACUGGCUUUUCUGCCAGCAUGGUUGCAUAUGGUCAAUACUCUAUUCAAACUUAAAAAGCUUUUACUUCAUGUGCCAAGAAUGUUUCCUACAGAUUUGUUUCUACUGAAGUUUUCACUAAUACAAGCUUCUACUUUUGAGUAAUCUAGAUUGAAAGCAGGAGGUACUGUUUUCUACUGAAAUUUUUCAUUAAUGGCAAAGCUUUUCUUCACAUGAAAUAAACUUAUUGUGAACUGA